Messenger RNA from Besnoitia besnoiti, 7800 nucleotides. RefSeq lists its product as uncharacterized. The transcript is spliced from 4 exons. Bases 1 to 7800 code for a protein of 2599 amino acids. Lineage: Eukaryota; Apicomplexa; Conoidasida; Eucoccidiorida; Sarcocystidae. The record is from RefSeq and is a predicted model, not a curated record.
AUGCAGCAGCGCGACGCAGGGCGCUCCGACAAGGCGGCAAAGGACGCGCCUGGCGCGUCCGUUUUGGUGGCAGGCGCCUUGUCCGCUCCUUCCCGCGACGCAGUGUCGUCGCUAGACACUCCAGCUCGAGGGUUUCCGCAGGUCCUCAGCGUCCCUCAUGCGGCCGCACCGGGCGGUCGCGCGGAAGACAGAAGCUCGCGAGGCAGUUCUGGCCCCCCAGAGGCAACGCAUGGGGAGGACAGCUCAUUUCCGCCAACGGGUGCGGCGGGGAGUCGCACGCGUGGCGCAGUGACCUCCUCGAGAAUCAAGGUGCUUUCUUUGCCAGCAGCGGACCGCGGCGCGCGGCCGCAGAAGAAGCUGUCACGCCCCUCCGCAGACCUCUUGGGGCUUCGCCGGCGCCAGUGGGUCGAUAUUCGUGAGCUGCGGCAGGCAGCGUCGCAGUUGUCUGUGCCGCUGAUUCUGCCGCGACCCGCCCAGGCCGUCGGCGACUCCCACCCCCACGACGCUCUGCAGGCUUCUCAGAAGGCCGCCGGCGGCCUCCCUCGUGGGUUCGUUCUGGCCGCUCCGCCCUCCACGCCCGCCUCGGCGGCGUCGGGCCUCUCUACGGCUGUCUUCGCGCCGAUUCCUGGUUUCCCUUCCAGCGUGACUAGCUCCCCUGCGAGGCACGCGGCGCGCGCGCUGAACUGGCAUCCCAGCGUCGCCCACGCGGCGGCGCCUGGCGGGCACCUUGGACUCUGUCAGGCGCAGGUUCCUCGGGGCGCUUUCGUCUAUUUCCUACCGGCGGGCGUGGCGACGCCGACGCACGCCGCAGGGCUCGAUCCGAGCGCGGUCGGUGCCGCGCCUCCCCCGGUCUACGCACCCUUCGGCGCUGCCGCUCUGCCUGGCGCACGGGAGGCCGCGCAUGGUUUCGCGUCUUCUUCCGCUUCGCUGGUUCACAGCGACGGCGGUCGCGGGGGCCUCGUGGGCUCCAGAGAAGGCGGUGACCCCGAGGGGCUGCUGCAGGACGGCGCGGCAGGACGGCGGGACGGCGAGGGCGGGUUCGGCGGCGAGGUGGCGCAGAGAGGCGACGGCACGGAGGCCUUGCCGCCGCGGCCGGUGGUGCCACGACUGAUGGCGCACGUCGCACUCAUGCAGCAGCUCAUGCCGGGGCUCCUCGAUGCGCGAGUGGCUUUCCAGCUGCAGAGUCUCGAGGCUUUGAACGCUCUCCUUCUCCACUCCAACGCAACCCUCGUGAGGUGGUUUGGCGAGGUUGAGCAGUUAGCGGCCUUGUCGGGUCUCGGCGCGCCUUUUCGCGCCCCGACUGACGUCGAGGCCUUAUCGGCGCUUCUCGUGUCCUCCGUAGCCGGGGGGUUGCCCCCCCAGGGUUUGGACUGUCUCUUCAUGAGCGUGCGCGUCUCCCUUCUGCACCUCCUGGCGGGCGAUCUGCUGACUUCGGCCGAGGUCGCCAUUCGCUGCGCGGCGAUCCGGUGUCUGGCUGCUCUGACGCAGCUCGCGGCGACCAGCGCGGCCUUCGCAGGUGCUGCGACGCUCGAGGUGGCGCUUCGCCUGCGCAGCGCGCCGCCGUGCAAGCCCCGACGACGGGCGCGCGCUGAGGGCGACUCGUGGAGCCACUUCGCAGGCGUCCUGGCCGCCGCGAGUCGCGCGAAAGAGGAGCUUGCGGCUCGAACCAAACAGAGGAAGAAGAGCGCUCUGCCGCGGCAGGAACGCGAGGGCAGAGACGCCCCACCAGGGCGCGGACGAGGAGGAAAGCACGCCGCGGCAGCGGAGACAGAAGCGGGCAGUGCGACGCUGUGGACUGAGGCAGAGAUCGAGGCCUGUGAAGGCGUUUCAACUGUGGUUCGCUGCUGCCUCACGCUUCUCUGUCACAUGACAGGCGACGGCUCCACGGAGGGUCGUAUGGCGGCUCUCUCGGCGUUCAGACUCUUGGUCCCAUGCGUGCCGCAGGACAUGGCGCUCGCAUCUCUGCAGCGGCCGUCGUUUCCCCCCGUCACGCCGAAUCCACUCGCUCGGAUCCGCGGCCUCCUCAAUGCAGACCUGACGGCCUCUACGGAGACUGCGCUGAGCGCCGCGCGCGGCGCGAAUCUUCUGCCGCCCGCGUCCCCUGCGCAGCAGCUCGCUUCACGUGGCUCCUUCGCGUCUGCGCCGUCUGCCGAAGGCGCUUCUCCGCUGGCGUCGCUGGCAAGCGUUGCGCGGGCGCUCGCGGCGGCGGGCGAGCAGGCGCACGGGGCACAUCACACAGUGGUGGGAAGGGAGUUGCAGAGCGAGGUUUCCAAGUCGCCGCUUCCUGUGGCCUGGCUCCUGCUGGCGCUGGACGACAGCGACUUCCAAGUGCGGCAGGCGGCGUUUGGGUUGCUGCGGUGCCUGUUGGAGCGCUGCACCCGCGAGGAAGACACGCAGAGAGAGAGCGCGCAGAAGACGCAGCAGGGAAGCAACUCCUUUCCGCAGGUUGUGCAACUCCUCAUCUGGGACUGCCUCUCCGACCCCGUUCAGGCCGUCCAAGCCUCGGCCGCGGCGGUGCUGCCGCCGCUGUCGCUCUUGCUUCCACUCCGCGACGGCGCGUUUCGCCGGGCGAUCUUCCCCCUGCUCCACGCCAAGCGGAAGUCGACGCGUCUGCUGUUUCUCCAGACGCUGCCGCUGUGCAAAACGCUGAAUGCGCGCGCACUCAAAGUCGAGGUUCAGGGCCUCCUCAGGUGUCCGUACAGCCGAGAAGACGAACAGGAAGUCGGCGCGUGCUUCGCGGAAGUCGUGUUUGCGGCGUACCACGAUCUUUGGACCCAGUUCGCCGCAGGCGCAUCCGACGGCGCGGGAGAAGAGGCGGAGGACGAAAGCCGGUCAGGAUCCCAGGUGCAGCGUGGAGCGGUUUCUGCCGAAGAGGCGAGGAAGAAGGAGGCAGAGAUGCUGCAGAUCUUCCGGAUCCUCACACCAGCGAAGCGGAGAAAACGCACGCAACUGGCACUCGCGACGAACUGGGCCCGCAAAGAGAGCGAGCUUCGUCUUCUGCCGCUCAUGCGGCGAGGCCCUGGCGCCUCGCAGCUGAGCCUUGCUGUCGCUGGCAACGUGAACCACGAAGCCGCGCUGCCCAUGCCGCGGGCGGCUGCCCAAGCGCGACGACACGCGUCUGGCAGCUGCCAGCGCCAAUCCAAGCCGACGGAUGAAGCAGGCCACGCAAAGAAGAGGGGCGACGGGAGAGACGAGGUCGCCGGCCGGGGCGAACAAGAUCAGACACAGAGUCAGGAUCGCGAGAGGCACGACGGCGCAAGCUACACACUGUCUCCUGGUCUGCUUCUCAGGAGGAAGAGAGAAGAGGACGACAUUCACCUCGCGCAAGUCCUCCCUCUCGACGUACAACUUAGUCUGCCGGAAACGGCUCUGCAGUUCUCGCUGGCGCUCCAGCGCGUACUGCCCACGGACUCCAUCGAGCGCCAGGUGGCGGCGGCUGACUGCCUCCUCAGUCUCCUGGAAGAAGAGGGCGGAGGCAGCACGCGAAAGCGGCUCAGAUCCGCCUCUCCCUUCGCCGGUGAACCGCCGCCGACGCUGCAAAGGCGCGACUCCGAUAUGUCUGUGGAGAGUGAGGAGGGAGGAGACGCUGCCGAAGAAGCCCGAGGAGUCGAAGGAGGCGGGAGAAGCGAAACGCGAGGAGACAGAGAGACGGCCGGCUGCACUGCGCUUGCGGCGCGGCAGGCGUCGAGCGCGCUUCAGCCUUCUCUCCCGCGAGGACUGGAGAAGAUCUUCCCGCGGCCUGCGAAGCGCAGAUGUGUCUUUUCGCGCUUCUUCCGCGAGAGGCAACGGGCACAGGCCUCCGACCGCCCUUCGCAGUUCUCCUUUCUGGCCCGCCGCGCCUGCUGGGGCGAAGUCAGCGACGACGGAGAGCCGCCCUCAGGCCCCCAGGCGCCUGCCUCGUCGCCUCCUUGUGCCUCUUCCUUCAUACUUUUGAACGGCCAAGUUUGGCGAACGCUGCACUCGGAAGUUCCGUGUCGCGCCGGCGUCUGUCGCCAGGCGCUGCGCAGCAUCCGGCCUCUUCGCGCGCUCGCGUCGAGUUGGCCUUUUCUGUCUCUGCGGCAGCUUCGUGUUGCGCAGGGCGCUCCAUGUGCGGAGCCUUUGCCUGCCCCCGCGUCCUUCGAGACGGAAGAAGAGAGUCUGUUUCGAUUCUGCGUCCGGCGGAGGCGCGAGCGGGCUCAGCGACAGACGAAGCGAGGAAAGGGAGACGCGGCCAGCAAGCCCCGAGGCUUUUUGGCGAGGAGAGACAGUAAGCCGCGAAAGGCGGAAGCGCGCAAAAGUGCGUGUGAUGCAGGUUCCGCCUCGUCUCUGCUUCUGCCUCUCCUCCCUUCGCCGUCGCUUUCAGACGCCCUUGUGCUCGCUGCACUGGAGCGCGACCGCCGGCGGCGCAGAGCGCCCCUUGCAGCUGCAUUCGACCACGAAAUGCAUGCGGAAGGCGAGGCGGGUGAUGGGGACGCGGUCGGAACUUCAGAGGCGCAGGCGCAGAGUCUGCUCAAAGCGCACGCCAAGCGAGAGUCCGCCAACGUCUUGCCGACCUCCUCGUCUCUCAAGCUCCCGCUGUCCUCGCUUUUCUCGCUGGAGGCUCUGAAGGCGAAGAAGCCUCUGGCCGCACCGGCGGCGCCGGCGGCCUCGCAGCUCAAGACGCCCGACAGAAAAGAAGCCUCGUCGUCCUUCUCUUCGGCGUCUUCCGCGUCGUCUCUUCGGGCGCCGGGCGGUGAAGAGGCCGCCGCGCCGGCGAGGCGAGACUCCGAAGGAGAAGUCUCAGCCGGCGCCUCGGCGCGGAGACAGGCCCGCAGGACGCACGCCGCGGUCGCUCGAGCCGUACUCGCGAUCCGGUCGGCGUCUCUGGCGCCGCCGAACGGGCUCGCGCGGGGGGGAGGGGCCGCGCAGGGGAAGCGGUUUUUCGUUCCCUCCGCCGUCUCCCUGUCGCUGCUCCCCCCCGGCGAGCGCGGCGGCGCUGAAAGGGCUAGGAAGAAGCCACGGCGCGCGGCUGAGCUUUUCUCUGAUGCAGAAGGCGAGCAGGUCGAGCCCGGCCUCUGGGAAGACGAAGAGGCGUCAUCCUCGUGGCUCGCGCUGCUUCCGCCGGAGGCGAACGGCGAACGGCGCGGGGCACUGGACGCCACGUUGGAGGUUCGCCCGCCUGCCUGGUCGACUCUCGUUCAGUUGCUCAGUCGCGAAGGUCUGCUCCACGAGUGCAGCCUUUUAUCUGCGGCGAUGACUCGGUUCCGCCGCAAGAGGCAUAAACAGAGUCGCCUGCGGACGCCGAGCGCUGGAAACAGGGUGUCCACUUUGCAGCUUCGCCGCCACAGAGGCCCAGUCCCCUGCUGUGCGCCGCCGUCGCUCUCCGCGCCUCCCUCCGGCUGUGGGCCUCUGUCGUCGGCCUUUCUUGCGCAGAUUUACGUCACCGCGCGAAGACGCGAAGCAGCUGCGGCUCUGGGGGGGUCGUCGGCUGUGUCUGCUUGUCUUCCGCGCUCGUUCGUCGUCUGGCGGAAUGUGCUUGUCUGCAGUCGGCUGCAGGCCCUAGCGGCGACUGCGCUCCUUGCGUCGCCGUCGCUUGUCGUCAGUCCGCAAGAGCUUCUUCCGCACACGCGUCUCUUCGCGAUCCUUUCGGCCGCGUCGUUUCGCCGCGAGUUUCUUCUCCCUUCGAGCGGUCGACGGAAUGCGCUGCAAUGCGGACGAAAGCCGACGGCGGAGAGACCGGCGUCUCUCGCGCAGUGGCGGCGGCCUGACGACCGCGAGGACGCUGGGGCGACGGCGCCUGCGUCGCCUUUGUCAGCCUCUCCUUUGUCGUUCCCCUUCUCUGUCUCUCUGGCGUGCCCCCACUGGGAAGCCACUCUGGAGGCGUACAUCCACCAGAGCGUGGUCGCGUCGACGGGCCUCGCGGCGCUGCUGCCGCUGGACGCCCCGGAGCAGCGCAGUUGGGGCGAGGGUUGGACUGCCGCGAAACUGAGUUGUGCGUUCUCGCCGUCUGUCGGGGCGUCUGGGAAGCUUGAGCUCGCCAAGUCAGCCGUCGCGGGCGACAUGCCUCGCCAGCUGCUCGCCGAGGCGCUGGCGGACCUCGUGCCGCGGCCCCUCAGAUUCCCCUGCAGCCGGGGGGCUGCCGUCUGGCUCGAGGCGACGAUCGACGUCUUCUUCGAUUGGGGCGAAGAAGGGCCGCAGAUGAACGGAUGCAAGCAAGAAGCCGAGAGGAGCGCGCCCACUGCGGACGCUUCGGUGGCGCCGCCAAACCAGAGCUCGAAGUUGAACGCACAGGUGGCGAACGUGGCUCUUGCGACCGGCGCGAGGGGCCCUGACGCCGGCGGGACGGAGGCGGAGACAGCGGGCCCUGGGACGGAGACACUCUGUCGCGCACUAAGUAGUUGGACUGGGCAUGGAGGCGUGGGCGCUGAGAACGCGCAAACUCAGGGACAUAUCCGAACGAAUGGAAGCGGAAAGGCGUCUCGACCAAAUCCAACACUCUUUCUCUGCGUACGAGGUCCCACACCUUUCGAGGUCGCCACAGAGGCUCGACGCCCAGCGCUCGCCAAGCAAGGAGACAGCGCUGCCGCCCAGGUUGCCGCUUCGCCCUCUCAGUGUCACGCUUCCUCCUUAUCGCCGCUAUUUCCUCCUGCAUGUUCGCAGACGCGUGAUGGCAGCACAGGGGGCGUGGAGGACGCUGGAGGCAGGGGAAAGCGGAAAUGGUUUUCCAGUCUGGGCCACGGACGCCUCGGCGCGUCCCUGCCUCCGUCCUCCUCUCUCGUUCGUGCCGCGAUGGCAGGAACAACGCGAAAUGUCACGUCGUUUUCCGCUCCCUUCUCCUUCUUUGAACCGCGGUCAGAACAGGGGAAAAGGGCGCUUGUCUCUCUUCCUGAGGGUGGUGUAGGGACACUUGAAGGAAUCCGCUCGGGUGUACAUACACCUCCAUGGCGCUGCGUCGGCGGCGUAAAAUUGUGGCGCUGUCGAUGUAGGGACGUGGAGAGGCGCGAGGAUGGCACUGCCGAGUCACCUUUGAAAAAGGCGAAAAGGGAGGGAGCUUGCGCAUCUAGUGCCACUUUGGUUGGCAGUUUGUCUGGCGUCGCCGCUGUUCCCUCCGAAGCACCGGCUUCGACAUCGAAAUCGCCUUCGGAUUUCUCUUACCAAAGAUCCAAUUUGUCAACUUUUCAGUCCCUCAGCUCUCCCUGCUCCUGUUUCUUCCGGUGUCCAACUUCCGACCUGGAGUGUUCUAAUUCUCGAGAGGCCUCGACUUUGUUUGGCUCAGCUUCAGCCACAGAUCUGUCUCAAGGACUUCCUCUGGUCACUGCAAUGUCCUCUGUACUUCCGUUCUUCGCCCCGGGGGGCGAGUUAGCUUCGUUUUCUCCGUGCUUUCCGUGUCACUCCCAGUUUAUUCUUCACAAAGAACACGCAGGAGCGCCAGCAUCCGGCGCGGCGAGGGCGCACCAUCUUUUGGGGACGAGGUGUACCUACGCGCCGGAGGCGGCAGCGUCCGGCGACGCGUUGUCUCUUUCUGCAGGAGUCGCCGCGCCACCCGCGAGACGAGUAAAAAUGUUUCGAAUUCAGCAGGUGGAGAAGACGACAACGCAGAUAGCACGCGCGCGUGUCACAUUUCCUCUGGUUAUGGACGCUGCGACGAGCGGUCCCUUUCCUGUUGAUCUGGUGGUCUGUGCAUUACGCACCGAGAGCGAAGAGGUCGCCGAGCUCGACCAAGGAUCAUCUCCGCGCUGCACGCAAGAUGCGUUCCAAGGGAACUCCUGCACGGACUCUAUGGAUGUUCUGGUCUCGGUUAGCGACGCCAAGCGGCUGUGGCUACAGCCUGCGUGGGACUGA